Molecule: messenger RNA, 1462 nt
Organism: Peromyscus leucopus (white-footed mouse)
Lineage: Eukaryota; Metazoa; Chordata; Mammalia; Rodentia; Cricetidae
Product: interleukin-36 gamma-like
Exons: 5
Coding region: 215-706 (163 amino acids)
Biological process (GO): inflammatory response to antigenic stimulus; cellular response to lipopolysaccharide; positive regulation of gene expression
Molecular function (GO): cytokine activity
Source: RefSeq, a predicted model, not a curated record
UCCCAGAAGCAACUGGCAGGAGCAACUGGCUAUCUUCCACCUUCUACAUUUGCCACACCCCACAAAAGAGGCUGGAGCCUCCUGCACUCAUCUAGAUAAAUGAACUAGGCUGUGUCAAAACCCAUCACUGCACCCAGGAGCUGCCCCAGCUGUGAUUCGGUCUCCUGGACUUUCCAUAAAGACUCUUCUUGCCAGGUACCAGGACAAACCUACUAUGGAAAACUAUCCAGGAGACACCAGAUUUGGAGUAAGAAGCAGUGCUCAGACCGGGAAGGUGUCCGACUUGAGCCAGCAGGUAUGGAUCCUUCGUGGUCAGAGCCUUGUGGCAGUUCCACAGAACAACAACGUCACCCCAGUUACCAUCGCUGUCCUCCCGUGCAAGUAUCCAGAGUCUCUUGAGCAGGGCAAAGGGAUUCCCAUUUACCUAGGAAUCCAGAAUCCAGAUAAAUGCCUGUUUUGUGAGGAAGUUGAUGGACAGCCCACUUUGCAGCUCAAGGAGGAGAACAUUUUGGAUCUGUACAACAAUCCUGAGCCCGUGAAACCCUUCCUGUUCUACCACACCCAGACCGGAACAACAUCCACCUUUGAGUCCGUGGCUUUCCCUGGCAGUUUCAUUGCCUCCUCCAAGAAUGGCCAGCCCAUCUUCCUCACGUCAGAACAGGGGAAAUAUCACAACAUUAACUUCAAUUUAGUUUUAGGGCCUUAAACUCAGCAUAGAGGCAGAGGGUUGGUUAGAAAUUGUCUUAAAAUUUUUAUUUGAUCUGUGGAGUUUUUAUACUGAGAGGUGAGCAGGACCAGCAUUAUCUCAUUUCAUAGAUGAAGGAGCAAUAAGGCAGAAUAUGUACUCCAAAGUAGGUGGAAUGGGAGCGGUGUAAGGCUGUCCUCUGAGGCUGAAGUGGUCCAACCCACAAGGCAUCAUGCCUGAGAAAUCGUGCCACAGUGUAUAAAACCUGGAAUGCCCUAUGAGUGGUGAUAUCCUUGUUUCCAAGCCAUUGGACUAAUUCAUACCAGAUUUUCACACACUUAUAAUAUCAAAUCCUUGCAUUUGGGUAGCAGAGACUUCACAAUAAUAUUCACUGCAAUGGCCAGUUGCUUUGAUCCUUUAGCAACUGACCUCUGUGUGGAGCUGGACACACUAGGAAAGGGUUUAGGUUCUUGGGUGAAUGAACAUUUUUAAAAAGCAACUAGAGCUAUGCAAAAUAUGUUGGGGUACAGCGGUUGCUCCUUGAAGAGUGAGAAUGCUUCCUGGCGAUUCAUAAAUAGCUAGAUCAAUUAACUUGGCUUGAGCAACCCUUUCUUGAAUCAUUCCAGUGGAGAUGAAUACUGAGAACAAUGUGUAUGAGUAAUAGUGCUUGUCAAUAAAACACUAACUUUUAUUAUUUUAACUUCCAUAAAUGUUUUAAUAUUCUUUCCAUUAUAAUGCACAUCUGUGGUUAACAGGAUUAGUAUCCCACCCUAGUCC